Schizosaccharomyces japonicus yFS275 is the source of this 1635-nucleotide messenger RNA. Its product is annotated as glutamate decarboxylase. Lineage: Eukaryota; Fungi; Ascomycota; Schizosaccharomycetes; Schizosaccharomycetales; Schizosaccharomycetaceae. Gene Ontology annotation, biological process: glutamate metabolic process. The transcript has a single exon. Bases 1 to 1635 code for a protein of 544 amino acids. Gene Ontology annotation, molecular function: carbon-carbon lyase activity; glutamate decarboxylase activity; pyridoxal phosphate binding. The record is from RefSeq and is a predicted model, not a curated record.
AUGUUAUUUAAACAGGUCACAGAAGCCGACGUUCGUCAGGUUUUGAAUGACAGAAUCAGUAAGCUCAGAGAAACACAGCACCCGUCGGUUCCAAAAGCUUUGGCAAUUCCGUAUGAGAGUGCAUACGACAGAGACUUUGAGAUUCCAAAAUUUCAGUUGCCAGACGAAGGAAUUCAGGCAAGAGAUGCAUACCGUUUAAUUCACGACGAAUUGGAUUUUGAUGGUCAGCCAACUUUAAAUCUGGCAACAUUUGUACACACUUUCAUGGAGGAUGAGGUUACACAACUGAUGAUGGAAAAUGUGAAUAAAAAUCUUGCUGACGCCGAUGAGUAUCCGGCCCUUGUAGACAUUCAUGCUCGCUGUGUUUCCAUGAUCGCAAAUCUAUGGAACGCACCACUAAUUAAUGGAAAGAGCACUGGCUUUGGAACAUCUACUAUUGGCAGCAGUGAAGCUGUCAUAUUGGGUGGUUUGGUUAUGAAAAAACAAUGGCAGUUAAAACGCAAAAGCAAAGGUCUCGAUUUCUCCAAGCCUAACAUCAUUAUGGGAGCCAAUGCUCAAGUGGCAUUGGAAAAGUUUGCCCGUUAUUUUGACGUGGAAGCUCGCAUGGUUCCCGUUAACGAAAAAUCCCGACAUUGCCUCGAUAUUACUCAGCUUGAAAGUCAGGUGGACGAAAACACGAUUGGCGUGUUUGUGAUUCUCGGCAGUACAUACACAGGAAAUUUCGAAAAUGUAAAGGAAGUUUCGAAAAAACUUGAUGAAAUACAAGCAAAGACUGGCUUAGAUGUCCCUAUUCAUGUAGACGCUGCUAGCGGAGGCAUGAUCGCACCUUUCGCCUUUCCUGAUUUGGAAUGGGAUUUCCGUGUUCCAAGAGUGAAGUCUAUCAAUACGUCAGGACACAAGUAUGGUAUGGUGUAUCCGGGUUUGGGUUUCAUUAUUUGGCGCUCUCGCGAAUGGGUUCCUGAUGACUUAAUCUUCAAGCUUCAUUACCUCGGCGGAACUGAACUUACAUACACGCUGAACUUCUCACGGCCAGGAUCGCAAGUCAUUGCGCAGUACUAUAACUUUAUCCGUUACGGCUUCCAGGGUUACAAGCAGGUGGCAGAAACAGAUCUGUUUCAUGCUCGUCUUCUAAGCUUUUGUUUGGAGGCCAGCGGUUACUUCCGCUGUUUAAGCGACAUUCACCGUCAGCGAGGCUCGUAUGCCUUUGAUCCCAGUAAAGCAGUAUACUCGAAAGCAACCGAGUUUUAUAAUGCCGGAUUACCUGUUGUCAGUUUUUGUUUAAUUGACGAUUAUAAAAAGGAGCAUCCCUAUGUUCGACAAGACGAUAUUUCAAGAUUACUGCGUAUGAAAGGUUGGAUUGUUCCAAACUAUCCAUUACCACCGAAUGAAAACAAGACCGAGAUCUUGCGUGUGGUGGUACGAAACACACUUUCUCGCAAUCUUGUCGACAGACUCGUUCACGAUAUUCUUGAUGCGGUUGAGUACCUUGAAAAGGAAGCCGAUGAGAAGGCAUUUAUUCAUCCUCAAAUAUCAGUCUCUGCUGAGAAACAGCAUUCUUCCCUUGGAGCAAUUGGCGGCAAUAACGAUCCAGAGCAUCGCUCCGGUGCAAAGGGUGCAUUUUCUUAUACUUGUUGA